AUGUUAUUUCCUGCUCUACUAUCCGUUUUAAGAUUAGUUCCAAUAUAUUAUCCAUUCAAAGUCGACGAGAUAUGUGCCCGAAUAGUUCGGAGGUCGACACCUCUUAUCUUCAUCUAUCCGUUUUUAUUUUGUUUUCCAUUGAUACCAGCACUAGGGGAUUGUCGACAACUUCUUGGAACUUAUCAAUUUGGAGGCAUUUACUUCUAUUGGACUGGUGCCUGGCUCAAUAUAAAACAAGCGGAAAGUCUUAUUCUCAACUCCGUGUUCUGGUGCUCCUUUUGCACAAUUGCCAACGUGAUUCUCUAUAAGAAACUGAAGAAGAUGAGAACAAAAAGAGAGAGUGUCAAACUGCAAAGAUCUGAACUUUCGUUGACCCUUAUCACAUUCUCCAUGUUUCCCGCUUACUUCACUAACUUUGCAUUUUUGUUUGGUUUCCUUAUCUCAGCCGAAUCUGCUGCCUAUCUAAUUGCAUUAAGACCUUAUGGAAGUGAUGUUGAAUUCGUUGGUGUCGCAUGGAUAUUCUACUUGACUCAUCCCAUAUUUAGAAAAAAACGGGUUUUUCCGGUGGAUGGAACCAGAACUCAAGUCACAUUUUGA
Caenorhabditis remanei is the source of this 597-nucleotide messenger RNA. RefSeq lists its product as uncharacterized. The transcript is spliced from 4 exons. Lineage: Eukaryota; Metazoa; Nematoda; Chromadorea; Rhabditida; Rhabditidae. The coding region runs from base 1 to 597 and encodes 198 amino acids. The record is from RefSeq and is a predicted model, not a curated record.